Molecule: messenger RNA, 3914 nt
Organism: Drosophila obscura
Lineage: Eukaryota; Metazoa; Arthropoda; Insecta; Diptera; Drosophilidae
Exons: 1
Coding region: 245-3703 (1152 amino acids)
Source: RefSeq, a predicted model, not a curated record
CGUCAACGAAACGCGCAAACGCACGCAGCAGCCUCAAAGCUGAAAAAAACGCCUCACCCAUACAAAGACAAAGCCGAAGCGGGAGCGUUUAACGCGUUUAAAAACGCUUCGCGUGUGAAAGGAAAUUUAAAAUUUAAAUGAAGUAAGGAUCAUCUGCGCUCCACUGUUACGCUCUAGAUUCUGCCGCGUGGUGUUCUAUAUAAGAGUGAGACUCGAUCCGGAGCGUUUGUCAGAUCAUCGCGAGAUGUCGAAGCAGUCGCUUGUGCCCCUCCUAGUCCCCCUCCUCCUGCUCGCUGUGUGCCCCUUGGGGCGGGUGUCGGGCAAAAUCUUCGAACGCUGCGAGCUGGCCAGGCUGCUGCAGCAUCGGUACGGCCUACCGGCGGCGCAGGUGGCGAGCCUGGUGUGCAUUGCCCAGCACUCGAGUGACCUGAACACGGCGGCCUUCGGCGGCGGCACUGGACCCGGAGGCGGCUCCCAUGGCCUCUUCCAGAUCAGCGACGUCUACUGGUGCUCGCCGCCCGGACAGGGUGCGGGCUGUGGCUUGAGCUGCGCUCGCCUGCGGGACGAUGACAUCGCGGACGAUGUGCUGUGCGUGCGCAAGAUCUAUGCGGAACACCAGAGGAUCUCGGGCGAUGGAUUCUCCGCGUGGCAGGCCCACAGCGCGUACUGUCGCCAGGAUGCGGCCUCCUAUGUGGCCGGAUGUGGCGUCGGAACAGCUCUUUCGGUGGCUGCCUCCUACCAGCACACGCAGCAGGUGAAGCCGAACCACUACCAGGCACAGGCACAGCGCGUCCAGGGAAAGAUCUACAAUCGGUGCGAGCUGGCCCAGGAGCUGUACUACCAGCACAAGCUGCCCAUGCCCCAGAUACCCACGUGGGUGUGCAUUGCCCAGCACGAGUCCUCGUUCAAUACGGCGGCAGUGGGUCGCCUGAAUGCGGAUGGCAGUGCCGAUCACGGACUGUUCCAGAUCAGCGAUCUCUUCUGGUGCACCAACGAACGGCGGGCGGGCAAGGGCUGCCAUGCCACGUGCCAGCAGUUCCUCGACUCCAGCAUAUCGGACGAUGUGCAGUGCAUACGCAGGAUCCAUCAGGAGCACACCCAAAUCUCAGGCGACGGCUUCAAUGCGUGGACUGUCUACAAGCGGAACUGCCUGGAUCAGCGCUACGAGCAGGUGGCCGCCUGCUUUGCCAAGCCACAGGUGAUCGCCAGCCAUCCGAAUGCCAUUGGGGGAUACGGAUCGCCCGUCAAGUCCAAGGUCAGCUAUGCAUAUCAAUACGGCAGCAGCCAGCAGCAGAUCAGCAGCCCUGUGGCCAAUCAAUACUAUAAGCCAGCUCCUCCCGUGCUCAGCUACCAGCGUGAGGGCGUGAGCUAUCAGGGCAAUCCCUUCCUGAGGCCACCCCACGCUGCGCCGCAGCCCCACCCCAAUGCCAUUGGCUUCGGCGGCAAGGGCAGCCCGAGCCCAGCCAAUCCCUUCUUUAGUCACAAGCAAACACAGCACACGGCACACAAUCGGCAGCAGUAUCAGUAUCUGCAGAGCACAACACCAGUACACUCCACACAGUCGACACAAAGCACAGCAGUAGCCACAUUCAAAUCCCGAACGGGUACGGGUACGGGUAAAGUUUUCAAACGCUGCGAAUUAGCCCAAGAGUUGUAUUUCUCACACAAAUUUCCAAUGCAGGAUAUAGCCACCUGGGUGUGCAUCGCCGAGCAUGAGUCCUCCUUCAACACGGCGGCCGUGGGGCGCCUCAAUGCGGAUGGGAGUGCCGAUCAUGGUCUGUUCCAGAUCAGCGAUCUCUACUGGUGCACUCACGGAGUGGUAGGUGGAGGCAAGGCCUGUCACAUUGAAUGCGACCGCCUGCUGGACUCGGACAUCUCCGAUGAUGUGCAGUGCAUCAGGACGAUUCACGAGGAGCACACGCGACUGUCGGGAGAUGGCUUCAAUGCCUGGACCGUCUACAGCGGUCACUGCCGACACCAGAGCUUGGCCAUGUUGAGCGACUGUUUCGAUGGCAACGAAAUAGAGGAGGCGCAGAAGCCGAGUCCGUAUGCCGAACGGCCGCAGGUGAAGCCAAAGCAGGGGAUUGUGGAUAAGACUCAGCAGAAGAUCGCUGCCAGUCAUGGAUAUGCGGGUAAUCCGUUUCUACAGAACCUACUGGCAGUGAAGACCCCGCAGGGAUCUGCUCCAAAAGAGAAGCCCACUCCAUCCGCAAGCCUAGACAGUUUUCCAUCGACAAGGCCAAACUACGACCACAAUCCCUUCCUCAAGGCUCCUGGCUCAGCCCGUCCGUCUGCCACUUCGUUGCAGAGUUCUGUGCAGUUAAAACCCAAUGAGAAUCUCUCCUAUGCCCAAAACCCAUUCCUCCACCCCCAGGCACUGGCAAGGCCAGUCGUGCCUGCUCGAGUACCCGUACCCACAGUCAAGCCCUCAGCCUCAACGAAGUCUCCACAACGUGUAACCAGACCAUACAUCAGCAGCGACAGCUUCCGCAAUGAAGUGAUCAAGUUUACGGCCACAUCUUCAGCUACAACAACAACAACAACAAAGCGUCCCAUAACAACAACAACAAAGCGCCCCAUAACAACAACAACAAAGCGCCCCAUAACAACAACAACUACUACUAAGAGCACUGCCAAAACAACUGUGCGAGCGACAUGGGCAUGGCAAACUACCGCUAAAACAACGACACGCCCCCCGUCGCCAACGAGAGCUACAACAAGACGUAGUAGCUCAACGGCCACAAGCAGCACGCCCAAUCCGAAAACAGCAACAAGACCUGUUACUCGUUACCAAGCAAUAACGAAACCAACCACUCGUUCCACAUCAACAACACGUCCAGCCACCACUCUGCGAACUGUGCCUACCACCCGCCCAUCAACAACAGCGAGACCUAUAACGCGUUAUACAACUGUAACUAAGCCAUUGACUCGUUCCACAACGACAACAGCCCGUCCAGCUACAACAACUCGUCCAGCUACAACAACUCGUCCAACGACAACCACUCGCCCCGUUCCCAGAACUCGCCCAUCUGCCUCAACCAGAUAUACGACACGGUACACAACCAGAGCUACAAAUCGCACAGAACCCACCACUCGUCCAACGACAACAACUCGCCCUGUUACCAGCACUCAGCCAUCUGCCUCAACCAGAACUACAAAUCGCACAGGACCCACCACUCGUCCAGCUACAACAACUCGCCCUGUUACCAGCACUCGUCCAGCAUUAACAACGAGAUCUACAACUCGCUAUGCUGCCGUAACGAAAACCAGCCAACGCACUACAGCGAGACCAACAACUCGUUACACAGCCAACACUCUCUCGAGCACCACCCCAAGGCCGUACCUGUUCACAUCGACAACAACAACAACAGCACCGAAGCGUUCCACCACGGCAGAUCCAUUUAGUCAUCCUUUCUUCCAAAAAUUCAAGGCUAAGUUUGAAAAUACAUCCGCUCCUGUUGUACCGAACAAAAAAGCCACAACAGCGGCACCAACGCGUCAAAGCCAGAGCAGCAGCACCAGCAGUCCGUACUACGCCAAAUAUCAGGAGAACAAAGCCAAAGUGGCAGCCAAGACAGUUUUCUCCUACGGAUUCGGCCAGAAUCGAACGACAACGAGGCGACCUGAGAGUCCAACAACCCAAAUAGCAUCAAGAGCGGCAAAGUCCCCCUUCGACGUGUAUCUAAAUUGGAACAAAAACUAAUGGGCUGCAAAGAGCUGACUUUAGCAAUGGACGGGAAUGGGGCUAUGACACUUUUAAGACUUGUAAAUACGCGUUAUUGAUUGAUGUAAUACGGCUAGUUCGGCAUAAUGGCAGAAUACUCAUGCAUUAUUAAUCGUAAGCAUUAUAAAUAGGAUUUAGAUAAUAAAACAAAAAUUAAAAUACACACAUGCGAAUGCGAAAUGUACGAAAA